Messenger RNA from Pisolithus orientalis, 522 nucleotides. RefSeq lists its product as uncharacterized. The transcript has 4 exons. Bases 1 to 522 code for a protein of 173 amino acids. Lineage: Eukaryota; Fungi; Basidiomycota; Agaricomycetes; Boletales; Pisolithaceae. The record is from RefSeq and is a predicted model, not a curated record.
AUGGGGGAAAGGGAGGAAGAAAUGUUUGAAGUGGAAGAGUUGGAGAUCCUUGGGUGCCAACACCAGGAAUGGAGGCAAGCAGGGAAGAAGAAGAAGCCUGCAGUUCUGCUAUCCAUAUGGGAGGAGAUACAGCAGUUGGACAGGAAAAAGGAGUUGAGAGGGAGCAAAGUCCAGACCAAGUGCAAGCUAAUACAAGAUUGGUUGAAAAAGCCCCUCCAUUCAAAGAAGCCCAAACAAUCUGAGAUGAGGGAUCUUUUUGAAGAAAUAUGCAAUGGUGAACUUCCAUCUGCACAGCAAUCUCUUCAAAUGGAACAAUGGGGAUUGGCACCUGUUCUGCAAUGUGAUCAAGUCCUGUGUGCCUUACAUGCUGUGGUAUCUCACUAUCAUGGAAACACCACUCCCAGUGACACACUGUUCAAUCCCACCCUUGAUAGGUACCUUGUGCAGGCUGUGAAUGCCAUUGUGAGAGAAUUGGGCACAGCUGCAAGGGACCAGUAUGGUGCAGCCUCUCAGGGCCUUUGA